AUGGACUUUGGCUAUCCAAAACAGCCCGUAUACGAAGCUAGAAUCCACAUUGGCCACCUUCAACAACAAUGUGCCGCCAUCCUUGAGGGGUUUCUGAGUGAUGCAUCCUUCACAAUCCUGGACAGGAGUUAUGAUACGUUGACAAUAAAGACGAAAAUCCAGCAAUAUUUCGACACCUUGCAUCUAGAGCCGACUAUCCAGCAAGACCUUCUACCCUUCAUAGACUUCAGCGCAUACGUGGGCGUAACCUUCUAUCCCCAUGCGACCCAUGAGAUACAGGCUGCUGUCGGAAUCUUCAACACUUACGCGACAGUAAUCGACGACAAGAGCUGCGGUAUUGGCCCAAGCUUAAGAUACUUCACUACCCAAUUAGCGUCCAGUCAGCCACAGAAACACCCCUUUCUACAGCACUUCCAGCAGUUCAUCAAAUCAGAAUGCCCAAGACUCUUCGGGCCCUUCGCUGGAGAUAUGAUCCUCAAGUCCGUACUCGACUUCAUCAGCAUCUCCCAUUAUGAGAUGGUGGAAGAAGAGCGAGGAAAUCAACCCGAGUGUCUACCAGACGCACCUCUAUUCGCAGAAUACGUCCGACUGAAAAGUGGUCUUGCAGAGACCUAUGCAUACUUUGUGUUUCCCGAGAAUCUUUAUCCGGAGUCCAAGUAUCUACAGACCUACAUGCCCACCAUUCCCUACUUACGACAAUUCAUCGACUAUACCAAUGAUAUCUUGUCGUUUUACAAGGAGGAACUGGCUGGAGAGCGGUUUAACUUUAUUCAUAACAGCGCCCAGAGCGGCCAUUGCUCAACAGCGCAGUCCUUGGAGGAUCUCUGCAAGCGGACCAUCGAUAUCAUUGAACACAUUCGGGUGUUAUCAUCUAAGGACGCAAAGAUGUUGGCAGAUAUUGAACAGUUUAUUCAGGGUUAUAUUCUUAUGCAUUUGGGGACGUCUCGCUAUCGCUUGGUGGAGUUAGCUCUGAAUGGGGUGGAGAGGGCGAGGGAGUGUCUACGGGGCAAGAUUGAUUCCGUCACAUAA
Penicillium concentricum is the source of this 1029-nucleotide messenger RNA. RefSeq names its product trichodiene synthase. The coding region runs from base 1 to 1029 and encodes 342 amino acids. The transcript has a single exon. Gene Ontology annotation, molecular function: carbon-oxygen lyase activity, acting on phosphates. The record is from RefSeq and is a predicted model, not a curated record. NCBI's taxonomy places the organism in Eukaryota, Fungi, Ascomycota, Eurotiomycetes, Eurotiales, Aspergillaceae.